UCCUCUCUUCUUUGAGAAUGGCAGCUUCAUCAAACAAGGCCUUGGCCUCUACCACCGCUCUCCUCCUCACCCUCAACCUCCUCCUCCUCCUCUUCUCUCUAGCCUCUUGCAACUCGGCCCCUUGCCCUCCGGAGCCCACCAAGCCUCAGCCUCAACCAACACCAAGGCCGCGUCAUCAUCACGGCUCAUGCCCUCGUGAUACAUUGAAGCUUGGAGCUUGUGCUGACGUUCUUGGUGGACUCAUCAACAUCAACGUUGGCAAGUCCCCUAAGACGCCAUGCUGCAGCUUUCUUCAGGGCUUGGCUGAUCUCGAGGCUGCUGCUUGCCUCUGCACAGCGAUCAAGGCCAACGUCUUGGGCCUUAACUUGAACGUCCCGGUGAGUCUCAGCCUGCUCCUUAACUACUGCGGGAAGAAGGUCCCUGAGGGAUACAAGUGUGCCUAGCUAUAUAUGUGUGUCUGUACUUCGUGGAAUAUUCUUGCUACUGCAUGGUUGAAUGCUAGUCUUGGUGUUAAAAGAGCCUGCAAUCUUGUUGUUGCUUAAUUAAUUAGUUGUGGUGUGA
This is a messenger RNA of Asparagus officinalis (garden asparagus), 561 nucleotides long. RefSeq names its product 14 kDa proline-rich protein DC2.15-like. Lineage: Eukaryota; Viridiplantae; Streptophyta; Magnoliopsida; Asparagales; Asparagaceae. The transcript has a single exon. The coding region runs from base 18 to 443 and encodes 141 amino acids. The record is from RefSeq and is a predicted model, not a curated record.